Cydia strobilella is the source of this 10097-nucleotide messenger RNA. RefSeq names its product epidermal growth factor receptor substrate 15-like 1 (gene Eps-15). Gene Ontology annotation, biological process: endocytosis; endosomal transport. NCBI's taxonomy places the organism in Eukaryota, Metazoa, Arthropoda, Insecta, Lepidoptera, Tortricidae. The record is from RefSeq and is a predicted model, not a curated record. Gene Ontology annotation, cellular component: plasma membrane; cytoplasm. The coding region runs from base 38 to 3835 and encodes 1265 amino acids. Gene Ontology annotation, molecular function: calcium ion binding; protein binding. The transcript is spliced from 23 exons.
UGGACUCUAUUGAUUGGUCAACGAGGAGAUGUAAAAAAUGGCUGCCUUGCAUUCUCCUACUCAGGUGGCAGGGAACCACAGCGCUAUAUACGAAGCGUAUUAUCACCAGGUGGACCCGAACGCGACGGGCGCGGUGCAGGCGCCCGACGCCGCGCGCUUCCUCAAGAAGUCCCGCCUCAGCGACGUCGUGCUCUCCAAGAUAUGGGACCUCUCCGACCCCAAUGGCAAGGGAUACCUCGACAAGACGGGGCUGUUCGUGGCGCUGAAGCUGGUGGCGCUGGCGCAGGCGGGCCGCGACAUCAACAUGAGCAACAUCCACGCCGACACGCCGCCACCCAAAGUGGGCGAGCUGCCGCGCAUACCGGCGCAGGGCCCCCCGCGCCCCGCGGCGCCGUCCCCCGCCCCCGCGCCCGCGCCCGCGCCCGCCCCCUCCGCCGUCUGCGACUGGUCCAUCAAGCCCAGCGAGCGCGACAAGUACAACGCGCUCUUCGACUCGCUGCAACCCAGUAACGGGCUCAUCGCCGGCAACAAGGUGAAGGGAGUGCUGAUGGAGUCUAAGCUGCCCUUGGAUACUCUCGGCAAGAUCUGGGAUCUAGCGGAUCAGGACCGCGACGGCAUGUUGGACCGCCACGAGUUUUUGGUGGCGAUGCACCUGGUGUACAAGGCGCUGGAGAAGCACGCGGUGCCGACCACGCUGCCGCCGUCGCUGCGCGCGCGGCCCGCGCGGCCCCCGUCCCGCCCCGCCUCGCGCCCCCCCUCGCGGCCCCCCUCGCGCCCCGCCUCGCCCGCGCCCGCGCCCGCGCCCGCCCGCCCCGCGCCGCCCGCACAGAGCAACGCGAGCUUGCUCGAGGGCCUGCUGGACUUGUCGAGCCCGCCAUCAUCGCAGCCGCCGCUGAUGGCGCCCCUGUCCGCGGCCCCUCCCGGCGCGGGCGCGCUGUCGGCCCCGCUGUCGGCCUCGCUGUCGGCCUCGCUGUCGGCCUCGCUCGUGUCCCCGGCCCCCUCGGCGGGUGGCUGGGCGGUGUCGGCGGCGGAGAAGGCCGCCUCGGACGCGCAGUUCGCGGUGGCCGACGCGGACCGCGACGGACUCGUGUCGGGGCUCGAGAUCAAACACGUGUUCCUCGAGUCCGGGCUGCCCCAGCAGACCCUCGCGCACAUAUGGGCGCUCUGCGACAUAGAGGGCGUGGGCAAGCUGAACCGUGGGCAGUUCGCGCUCGCCAUGUGGCUCGUGAAGAGGGCACUGCGGGGAGAGGCCCCGCCCCAGCACCUGGCCCCCAACAUGAGGCCCCCGCCCGAGGCCGCCGUGCCACAGCUCGUGGAGGCGCCGACGCUGGGCCCGCAGCCCACGCCGGAGAUGGAAGCCAUCGCGCGCGAGGUGGACGCGCUGGCACGCGAGCGGCUCUCGCUGGAGGCCGAGACCGCCACGAGGACCCGCGAGCUGGCCGCCGGCACACAGGAGGCCACCGGCCUGCAGAUGGAAGCCCGCGAGGUGGACGCGCUGGCACGCGAGCGGCUCUCGCUGGAGGCCGAGACCGCCACGAGGACCCGCGAGCUGGCCGCCGGCACACAGGAGGCCACCGGCCUGCAGAUGGAAGCCCGCGAGGUGGACGCGCUGGCACGCGAGCGGCUCUCGCUGGAGGCCGAGACCGCCACGAGGACCCGCGAGCUGGCCGCCGGCACACAGGAGGCCACCGGCCUGCAGAUGGAAGCCCGCGAGGUGGACGCGCUGGCACGCGAGCGGCUCUCGCUGGAGGCCGAGACCGCCACGAGGACCCGCGAGCUGGCCGCCGGCACACAGGAGGCCACCGGCCUGCAGAUGGAAGCCCGCGAGGUGGACGCGCUGGCACGCGAGCGGCUCUCGCUGGAGGCCGAGACCGCCACGAGGACCCGCGAGCUGGCCGCCGGCACACAGGAGGCCACCGGCCUGCAGAUGGAAGCCCGCGAGGUGGACGCGCUGGCACGCGAGCGGCUCUCGCUGGAGGCCGAGACCGCCACGAGGACCCGCGAGCUGGCCGCCGGCACACAGGAGGCCACCGGCCUGCAGAUGGAAGCCCGCGAGGUGGACGCGCUGGCACGCGAGCGGCUCUCGCUGGAGGCCGAGACCGCCACGAGGACCCGCGAGCUGGCCGCCGGCACACAGGAGGCCACCGGCCUGCAGAGUGAAUUAGACACGUUGACGGCGACGCUGAAACAGUUAGAAAACCAAAAAGGAGAGGCACAAAAGAGGUUAAAUGAUCUCAAAGCACAGGUGGAGAAGCUGAGGUCUCAGGUGGCGGCGCAAGAAGCCGCCGCCAACGAGACCUCCGCCGAGGUGGCGGCGCGACGCCAGGCCGCCAACGGUCUGCGCGAGCGGGAGAGCAUGCUGCAGGACGAGCUGGAGCGAGCGAGACGGCAGGCCGACGAGCUCACGCACGCGCACAGCCGCACCGUGCUGCAAGUCAGCCAGGCGAACAUAAAGAUAAGCCACCUGGAGGAGCAGCUGCGGUUGAUCUCGGAGGCCGCGGAGGCGCUGUCGGCGGGCGGGGUGGGGGGUGGGGGGGCGGCGGCGCACGCGGCGCUCGCUAUACGCCCCGCCAUCGACCAGGCGAGCUUGGACCGGCUAGUCGGCGCCGGGGAGGAGGAGGAGCCGGCUACCAAAGGGUUCUCGGACAUGAACGGCGGCUUCGCGGACCCCUUCAAGGACGACGCCUUCUCCGCGUCCGCCUCCGCCUCCGUGAAUAAUCACGACCCCUUCGCGCCCAAACACGGCGCCACCCCCGCCCCCGCCCCCGCCCCCGCCCCCGCCUCCGCACAGGACGGGUUCGGCCGGGAUCCGUUCGCGUCGUCGGGCGGCGCGGAGGAUCCGUUCGCCGGCGACUCCUUCGCCGACUCCGACAAUAAGCAGCCCGUCGAUCGUACGUGGGAGGCGGACCCGUUCGCGGUGCUGCACGCGCCCACGCGGGGGUCGCCCACGCCGUCGCUGCCCCCCAAGCGGCACAGGACGCCGCCGCCCCGCCCCGCGCCGCCCCGCCCCAACCCGCCCGGCAAGACUGUGGACUUCGCCGAGGACCCCUUCAAGGACUACCGCUACGAGGACCCCUUUAAUAUCGAGGACCCCUUCAAGGACGCCGCGGACGGCAAGGACCCGUUCGCGCGCAGCAGCUCCGCCGCCAUCUUCCAGCCCGACGACUUGUUCGGCGCCGGCAACCUCAACCUCAACCUCAACGGCUUCCCCCGGCCCGAGCGAGGCGGCCGCGUCUCCGCCCCGCCUCUCACCGGCGACCCCUUCUCCAGGUCGCACCCCGCCCCCGCGUCCGCACCCGCACCCGCACCCGCACCCGCACCCCCCGGCGACGACCACUGGGGCUGGAAGGACGACUGGGCCACCGACGACGCGUGGGCCAAACCCGCCACCUCCAGCGACGCGUGGAACGACAACAAAACGGACGACUGGGCCGACUCCGGCCGGAAAACUGACAACUGGGCCGAUAAGACCGACAACUGGGCCAACAAAACGGACAACUGGGCCAAAAACGACUGGGCGGCCGAUUUCGGCGACCAGAAUAGGAACCUUAACGAGACGUGGCCGAACACGCUGCCUAAGAAGGAAAAGUCGCCGAAACCGGUAAAGUACGCCAAGAGUCUCGUUCACACUAUAGGCGGGAUCGGUCGCAGCAAGCAGAAGAAGCGAGGGAAGGAGGAGGGUGGCGGGGGCGGGGGCGGGGCGCCGAGCGAGGAGCAGCAGUGGGCGUGGGCGGCGGCCGAGUCCGCGCGGCUCGCCGACGAGGCGGAGUGCCGCCGCCGGCGGGAGGACGCCGAGCUGCAGCGAGUGCUUGCCAUCUCGCGCCGGGACAAGUGAUCGAGCGAGACGACCACAUGUUCGGAGAAUAUCAUACACGUACCAUCUAUACUGAGAAUUCGUAAACCUUAUUGUAAAGACGUGGCCCGUGCCCGCCGACGGGUAAACUGACGUUCGAGUAUUGUAUUUAAUGAGACCGCAUUAUGGUAUCUUAUCUUGUACUUUUUAGGGUUCCGUACCCGAAGGGCAUAGGUACUUUUAUUUUCAUCAUAAUUAUGAGCCUUCUCAUUGAUAUUUUUUAGAUAAAUGUGCUUUAUUAGAAAUAUUUUUACAGCUGUGGAAUAUUCAUCAAACGGCUGUCGGCAUACUCCGUCUACUGUAGAGUCUAGUCUUCUUGAUAAAAUCUUUCAGGAAAAUGGUCCCAUACGUAGCGUCCGUUCGAUUUGUUUGAUCUAAUGAAACGUUUUAACCGCGUGUAUGAUAUUCUCAAGAAAUGUUAACGGUCGCCGUACCAGUUUCGUGCAUUUGAAAAAUUCGUCCUAUCGUCAUUCGUUCUCUUUAGAACCAUCACCCGGCUUGAAAUGCUUGCCGAUAUGGAACCUAUUCCCUCGCUUUUACCUUCAAUUUUUGAACAUGGGGAGGAAAAGUUAUUUAAGGAGCAUUUAAAACCUCUAAUAAAUGGGCUUUAGAGAUAUUCCAAUUGUGCUCUUCUUUCCUAUUUAGGCUCGUAUUAUAUAUACGCUCGAAUAGGAUUUUAAGUAACAAGAUCGAAUGUAUAUUUGAGAGAAGUAUCAAACGUACUAAACUGUCGUCGUCACUUGUCCUCUGCUCCGAAAUGUCGGUCUAUUGAACGAGGAAUUCCGCGCGCUAGUCAUGUAUCAUUAAAUUAGGUAUAUUAGGGGUCCCACGCGAACCUGUUUGGACAACUUGGCCGAAGCGAAAUCAACUUUAAAACUGACUGCUUAGAGUUGUUUUUGCCUCGGCCGUCGAGCACUUAUUUAUCGUAAGAUUCCUUGCACUUGAACCCAGUUAUCUGUAUUUACUUGUUUGUUUAGGACUAUGCUGUUUUGCUGCUAUGAAAGUUACUUGUCAUUUAGAAAUUACAUUAUUGAUAUCUUUACCAACAAAAUAAUCACACAAGGGAAUUUUAAUGAUGAUUUAUUGAUCAUAGAAAUAAAACCGCAUAAUCUGUUUCAAAUAUAUAUCUGAAAUGUCUGUACGUGGGAAAAAAAGAGAUCCACUCUACAGCAGUAGUAGGCAGUAGCUAAACGAGCGAGAUUAUAAACAAUGAUUUACACAUGCUCUUUCUCUUAACAAUGCAUUCAUGCCAAGAUCAUUUUGUUUUGAACAUCUCGUCCUAUUAGUUACUUCUGCUGCCGACUAUACUACUCGAAAUAUGACUAUAGCUUGUUUCAAAUUUGGUAUAUAUUGUUUUCAAGUACAGACUGUUCAGAUAUUUUGUAUGUUUGUGUAUUGUUAAGGCCUAAACUUCUCCACUUGUAUCAUUAUGAUGUCAACACGCCGUUUUACCCGUAGCAUGUAUAUCUUGGGUUUUUGUUCAAGUCAAGUGUCUAUUGAGAUCAUAAAUAUGCGUACAAUAUUAUAACGAUAAUUAUAGCAUCAAGAUGUGUGUACAUAUUUAUGAGAACGAUGCUUGUGUAUGAUGUGCUCACGGGCGUAAACUCCGGAUUUGGUUUUUGUAUAAAAGAGCAAGCUUAAAUAAUUUAUAAAUAUACUUAUUGUAAAUGUGUCUCGUUGUAAAAAUAUAUUGUUUUAUAUGCGUUUUCUUGUAUGCCGUUUACAUAGAACUAUAUAAUGUAUUGUUACGAUUUAUUCGCUUGUAUGUUUGUUGCCAUGUUCAGAGGAAUGUGGCCAUAAGGCCAUGCUAGCUGUCUUGUUUUAUGACUGCGUCAUAUUUCCUCUUGAGAUUUCUCAUCUCAAGUGGAAAUAUUGCGAAAGUACCUACCAGUGUUAUGUAAUACACACUCAAGAGCAAUAAAAAUAUGACACUAUAUGGAAUGGAAAUAUACAGUUACCUAUUUUAAUUGUUUUUGAGAGUAAUUAAUUUUAACCUUGUAGCAUUAUACUCUGUAAGUAUUUAGGUAGAUGUACAUUAUUAUUAUUUUAUUUGAUUAUGAGAAUAUUACUUGUAAAAUAAUUUCGGUUUAGUUAAAAGUACAGACUUGGUUGCAUUUGAAGUUAUGAUAGCUUGUAAAUGUUUUCUCUGUAAAGUGGAGAGGCGCCCGGAUUAUUUAUUAGUUGUAUGUAUUGUACUCGUACUGUUGGCAGUACUCGUACCGUACUCGGCAUCCAAAGAUCGCUGGACUCGGGUCUCGCACCCAAUGCUCAAUCAAUUGUUAAUGAUGGAUUUAUCGUUUUCCUCGGUUAGGACGCUAGCGCAGUACCUACUGCAGUGCCUUUCCGACUUUAUCAGGGAGGAGUCAUUCAAUAAAGUCUUAUAAUCUUCAUAUCGUCCUGUUUUAACAAAUCGUAAACCUACAAAUAUAUCCUAUGGUCCAAUGAGCAGUUAAUCGUUUCUGUCAGUUGUACAGUCGAUUUCACAAUUUUCACAAACAUCUUUUCAAGCCAACGUUUCAAAAGUUACACGACCUUAUCGUCAGAGUGUCUCAUUAUAAAGGAGUAUGACUGUAUACUCGUACUCGUACUCGUACUCGUAGGAACCUUAGUACAUUAUUGCAACGUUGCACGACUUGCACGGCUCGUAAACAAAACAUGUUUGUGAACUCGACCGUACAAUGCCGCGUGUCCCAUUAUUGUUGUAGAUGGCGCUGCUCAGUGGGUUCUGAUCUUGCAAUCACAGCGCAACGCCAUCUAGUAUCGAAUUUUGGAAACAGAUAAAACGAAUGACGUUGCGCUUAAUUUUUAGCACUCAGAGCGCCAUCUACAACGAAAUUGAGGCCUUUUAUGAACAUUAUAACAGUUUAUUAAUUGAUUUCUCUCUGCUGUUUAUUCAUCUAUAUGUGGUGCGGUUGAGUGAGCGAGAGGGUGUUGCAAUAAUUGAGGUUGUCCCGCUUCUGAUCACAUAUCGGCUGAGUUGACCGGACCGGGGCGCCGCCGACCGCCGACCGCCGCCCGUACAAAUCCUGCCACGUUUUAUAGUGUAUAGAUAGAGGUAUUAAUUUUCAUCAAAUCGGGAACCCAAUUCAAGAAGUUUUAACAAGACGCUCUACCUAUUGUCAAAAAGCAGUUACAGAUAGCUAUCGUUCCGUCUGGAUUAUGUCCACUGGGGGCAUAUAACUAUGUGACAAUCGUUUUACUGCGCCACACGAAACAAUUAAACAAGUUAUGGAAAUGAUCACGUCACUGCGUUUCAUCUAUCAUCCGGAUACAUUAUCUUGGUUAGGCUGGGGGCUUAGUUAAGAUGACAGUCGUUCGUCGAUAAACACCAAAAAAAAGAAUGUGUCGGGAUGAUGGUUGCUACGAAAACUCACGUGACUGUUUUCAUACAUUAUUGAAGUUUCGAUGGCGUAUUCUCUAUCAACGGUCGUCAUCUUGGCUAGGCCCCCUUUUGUUACAGGUGGCAAGUUUGUUUUGUAUGUGGUAAUAUAGGGUGGCGGGUGGCGGGUGGCGGGCGGCGCCCAGUAGUUUAAUUGUUACGCUUACUGUAGCUUUAACGCUUGCGCGCACUCGCACGGGCCGCUCCGCAUGCAGUCGUCACUUGUAACUUCGAUACCAGUGUAUGUACUCGUAUGUAUGUACUCGUAUGUAUGUAUGUAUGUAUGUAUACUGUAUAAGGUGUAUCCUACCGUUGUUAUCUCUUCUUUAGGCGCUGUUGUUUGGUCGCGGCCGCGUGGACGCCGGCUCCUUCAUAUUCUUGAUAUUCCAAAGUUUAUUUAUAAUAGUUGUAGAGCGAUAUUUUCAAAACGUUUAUUGUAUGUUGUCGAGUUAGAGCGUAUAUUUUGUGACGCCUUCAUAGUCAAUUGCUUCUAUAGUACGUUCACGCGCCGCCGACCCGUCUGUUAUCUAGUAUACAAUGUACCUUUCAUUUAUAGUGAACAGAACUUUAAUUCUUGACGUUAACGUGUAUAUGUGUAUUUAAAGCUAAAAUGAUAUAGUAAAUUUGAUAAAUACAGGCAAAUGUAAGCUUGAGUCGGUCGGGCGUAGUCUAAGGUUCAGUAUUACGGUAUCACUACGCUUGUUCGCUAGCGGCGGCGACGGCGACGGCGACGGCGACGGCCGAGCGGGAGGAUAGUUGUUGAUAAUAGAUGGGUGAUUAGAGUAGAAGGAAUGUAAAGUUAGCACCUAUACUUAGGUAUAUCGACCCCAGUACUGGUAAUGGUAACUGGUACCGACAUGUUCGCGUGAACACAUAUUAUAGGGCUGGCACUUGCGACCAUGUUAUGUUUUCACGUGAACUCGCACCCUGUAAAGUACACAGUUGGUUCCCUCGUUGUUGUAAUGUUAUGUAAUGGUCCUAGGUUCAAUGCAGAAUGCACCGAGGAACUGAGACGGUCUCGAACCAAGCAGAUUGCACUCAUAUUAUGACUUAUUCUAUCCACUUGUAGCACUGUCUUUAAUUGGGACAGUUAGGAAAUUAAUUAUUAAAAUAUAAUUGGUGUACAAAUCUAAUGAAACCGCCGCGUAUUUACAAUAGCAAAUAUACACAGUGUCCAAUAAGUCCGAAUACCUACAGUACAAAUAUUUAAUAAAAUAAAUGUACGAGUACGAAUAGUUACUACAAUAGUCAAUUAAAAUUAUAUUUUAUUAAUGUCACACUUAUAUAAUAUAUUUACAACAAAUGUUUUAGAAUAACUCGACAUUUAACUUUUUUCACCAGCCUCAAACGCUUCUCGAAUGAAUCACACGCAACACGCACUAUUAAUUUCCAUUCAUCCAUUUCCAUCCAUCAUGCAUUUCGUCCCAAAUACGCUCGAUAACCUUUUUGAAAUAAUCCAGGUUUAUGAUUUUAUAAUCAUGUAGUUCGAAAGCAUGUACGACUACGACCAUACAAAAUCUAAUACGUUCAAGUCUGGAAAACUGGGUGGCCUUUCAUGUUUCGGCAAAAAAUUUGUCAAAUUAGCCUGACACUUGUCGCUUCGGAAAUGCCAUGUACUUUGCGUUUUUUAUAAGCAUGGCAUCCAAGAUCCACUCAAAAUAUUGUGCACCGAUCUUCUUGAUAAUAAUUUGAUGUCCCGUAAUCAGUAUGUCUUUAGAGCCUACGUAAAAAAUGUGUAUUCGGACUUCUUGGACACGGUAUAUUUGUUCGUAAGUUAAAUAAAUAUUUUUAUUUUGCAAUCAUAUCGUAUUAGGGUUGUCUUGUUUAUAUCGUAGCAUCGAAUAGUUGACUAUACACUGUUCCGUGGCCUCGUUGACCUCGCCGAGCGCGCUGAGCCCGCUCAUUGUCAAAUUGGGCGUCAAGUGCUAUUUGUUCUGCCGUCUCAGUUCCAGGGGCGCUGAACCUUCAUUUUGCAAUGUCGAUGUUUAUUAUUAUAUACUACAUUAUAAAUAUGUCGUUUCUUAUUCGCAGCUUUUUAUAUAUGCAACGAAAUAUAUAUCGUAAGUUUACCGUUUGUGCUUCUGUGAAGCGAAGUUUCUUGCAAUACGUUUACCUACUGAUUGUUGUAAAAGACUCACAGCCGAGUACCAUUGUUCACACCUUUAAUUGACCAUUUAAAAACAUACGGUUUACCGAUGGUCAGUUAAAAGUUUGCUCGUAUUUCAUUAAUUGUAGAUUUCUUUCAUAAGAUAAAGUAAAGUUUACUUGAACUCGAUGAUUCAUACAUAUAUCCUCCGAUUACACAAGUUUCAUAAAUCGAUCUACUUCUACUUAAACAGUAUGGUAUAUUUUUCUUCAUAUCAUUAUUUGUUUGGCGGUAAUUUGUUUUAAGCCUUAAGCGAUAAGGCUAUUACUAAUUGGAAGUUAGAGGAUAUACUUCUGCCGCCACGCCGCGCCGGCGCCGGCGCCGUGAUGCUGCGACUGGUUUCUUUAUCUUUCAUACUUUACCUAUUCAACUACAAGUAUAAGUUAGUAAGUUCAAUUCACGAAGACGCGGUAUUCCUUGUAGUUACAAACGGAAACAACGCGAUUUAUAUUACUUUGUUUCUAACCUUAACGCGAUUAUGUUAAUUAAAUAUAUUGUUUGUAAUAUGAAUAGGACAGGACUAAUAAAAAAUGAAAGAAUCUCGUGGAUUAAAGCUAAAUAGUAUACGGGUUUGAGGCAGUUAAUAUAUACCGAUGCAGAUAUAUAUGCCUGAACACAAACUGUUUGUAGAUAACACCGGACCGGCGCGUUAGUGUCGCCGUGUCGCUAUCAACACAACAUCCGUUCUUUUGAAAACGUUUCAUUGUUAGUUAACGAGA